UUAUUUAAUAAGCGCCAUUUACACAACAAGUGGAAAUUUAUCGUCUCCACCUGUUGGCAGUGGCCAUAUCUUGUUGGUAAAAUUCAACGAAUAAGAAAAUGAUAACGAUUAGUUAUAUCAAUUUACUGAUACGGCAUACAUUUAUUUGAAUAAUGUAAAUAUCUGGAUAAGGUGUAUAAUCUAGGACAAGUUGAGGUCAUACGAGACUACAAGUUACAUAAAUUGGUAAGUCGGUAAAGAGGCAAAAUACUAUAAACUGUUAUACAAGCUACUGUUAUCCAGACUUCAUUUACACAACGUUAUGUCAGGUAAAACUGCUGAAACUAAUCUUGAUGAAGGUGUAUUAAACAAUGAUGAAUGGAAAAAUCGUUGGGUUGUGAGGAAUAUUGGAUUUCAUCAAAGUCAGCAUGAUGGACUUCUUGAUGCCAAAGAAGAUGAAAUGUUCGGUGGUAAAACUAAGUCAAUAUUCAUGCCUUUAUGUGGCAAGACCUUUGAUAUUGUAUGGAUGUAUAAAAAAGGACAUACUGUGUGUGGAGUAGAAAUAGCUGAGCAAGCAAUUAAGGAAUUCUUUGAUGAAAAUGAAAUUGAUUUUGACGUUGAAACAGUUGAAAAUAUUGGUAAACUUUACAAGAGUAAAGAUGGACUUUUACGGCUCUAUGUAGCAGAUUUAUUUGAUAUGUCAAGAGAACUUUGUGGACAAUAUGAUCUUAUAUGGGACCGAAGGUCUUUGGUAGCAAUCAAUUUGAUUGAUCAUGAAAAGUACAGGAAUUUGGUGCUGUCGAUGAUGAAGGAUGAUGGUACAUAUUAUCUGUCAACAGUAGAAUAUGAUCCCGCUGUAUGGCCAGGUCCUCCUCAUACAAUCUCAGAUAAAGUUGUCAAAGACAUUUAUGGUAAUUACUGCACAAUAGAGCUGCUCGAAGAAAAAAAACGGGAUCAACCAAAAGUGUCCGAGUCCCAAAUGGAAGACGAAAAUCCCCAACCGAAACCAUCAUCAGCUGGUGCUGCAUUGAAAACAUCAACUUAUGUAUAUGAUAGAUGGUAUAAAAUGACAAAGAAAUAAAAUGAUGGUGUAGUAAAUAUGUGAUAAAUAUAACACUCAGAGUAGUAAGAAUGAUAGUUGUGUUCUACCAUAUGUGAUUACCUUACAUGGUUAAUAUAACUUUAUAUGUAUUACACUAAUUAUGGUGGUAAUGUUUCUAUAUGGAAAUUUUGUUUUGUCAUAAAUAUUCAGAUAUACAAAUAUAAUUAUAAACUUAUCCAGGUUGUAACAGUUAUUUGAAUUAAGUUUGUCUGAUUUAAUUUUUUACAAGUGUUUGCUACUGUAAAACAGUGUGUUGCAUACAAAAAAUUGACUAGUCACACAGUGUUUAAGGUCAACCAUAAGGAUCAAAGGUUGAAUUUUGUGCAAUUUUGCUUGUCCUAGAUAUAAUUUGUUUAUGUAAUCAGUAAUUUUGUUAUCACUUGGCGUUAGAUAGUGUAAACCAUUUAUAGCUCAAAGGCUGAUAUUAUUUUUAAGUGAGCACAAAUAGUAAAAUUCAACAAAUUCCAUAAUUUUUUAUACUCUUGUCAUUUGACUCGGGGCUCUCAGCAUGAUGCUUUUGGCAUCUAAUUACAUGUAUCUCAUUUCUUGUCAGUUUUAAGCAAUAAAUACAUGUAUGUAACGUUGUUUGAAGAUGAAUUUUUAAUUUUUUUUGUACAUCAUAAAUAUAUUAUAAUAUGGAAGUAGAUACUGGUUUUGAUAUAUUUGUAUUACUUCUCAUUCGUAUGGAUUUAUUCAGGGAAUACAUAUAAAUUAAUCUAAAUGAUAAUAACUAGUUAGGUAAUUCACAGACUUUAUGAUAAAUUAUAGGAUAUUUGUUUGUUUUUUGUAAGAUGAAAUGUUUUUUCAUUGAGUGAGCUACAAAAACAGUAUUCUGAUGAGUGGCAUAGCCAUGAGUAAGAAUAUUGUUUUUACAAAUCACAAGAUGAAAUAAAAUUACAUAUUACGCAAAAACCAAACAAAUUUUCUUUUUAUUUUAUGCUUAGAUAUUAGCUUAAAUCACAUUUCUUCAAUAUUAACUUUAAAUAUUAAAAUCUAUUUCUCUUUAUUGCACAAUGCUUAAAACAAAAGUCAUGAAUGAGUGUUUGUUUAUAUAUAUAUAAUAAUUCUAGAAAAUGAAAAAGUGUCACCAUGCCAUUAAGCAUAAACAGUUAGUCUUUAUCCGUGAAACACAGCAUACUAAUUCAUUUAAGCUGUCCAAAGUGUCAGAAUGUCCACCGUAUUUAAAGUUGGGUACUGAUGUUGGGUUCAUUACUAGUUUUAAAAAAUAGUCUCUUCAUUGAAAAAUGUGAAAUUAUAUAUUGAUAAUUUCACUUUGAUAUUAUUAUUAUAACUUUAAUGGAUUUAUCAGUAAUUACCCACUCAAAGGCAUAAAAUAAAUGUUCAUAUCCACCAAUGUUACUUGUUUUCAUGUUUUUAACACAUAUAUUCUCCAUUCUACCACUGUUCAUAGAUUCAACUGAAAAAAAUGCAGUCUUAAUUAAGAAGAUAUAUCUUAGAUCUUCUUGCACUACAAUAGUAAUUUACCUGUUUAUUAUUGUAUUAUGCUUUAUAACACUAAAUUAUCAAGUAUUCAUUUGAAACUAGAUAAGUGUAUGUGGGAAUAACUUAUUAAAAAAAAAUUCAUAUUAAAAGAUUAGUUUAUU
Ruditapes philippinarum (Manila clam) is the source of this 2685-nucleotide messenger RNA. RefSeq names its product probable thiopurine S-methyltransferase. Gene Ontology annotation, molecular function: thiopurine S-methyltransferase activity. The transcript has 9 exons. Bases 302 to 1060 code for a protein of 252 amino acids. The record is from RefSeq and is a predicted model, not a curated record. Lineage: Eukaryota; Metazoa; Mollusca; Bivalvia; Venerida; Veneridae.